CUCUCAACUAACAAAAGCUGUCAAGCGAGGUGCUGGAGCAGGAGCGACGCAAUAUCCUCCACGUGAUGCCGCCUCCACACCAGCCCCUCGCGUCGGCCUCGGGGUCAGGCUCGAGUUCAGCGUCCCCCGUCCCUCCGACAGCCCCUCGCCGGUCCAUCGCCCGCCGAUCAUGCCAGCUCUGCCGACAACGCAAGGCGCGCUGCGAGCUCCCAGACGAGACGGUACCCGACAGCCCGGUUCCGCUUGCCCAAGAGCUCAAGUGCCAUCGAUGCAAGGUGUUGCGCGAGGACUGCGUCGUGCUCUCCGCCGGCCGCGCGGGAACAAGCAAGAAGCGUAAGGCCGACGACGCGCCAACAAACGACGCUACCCCGCCCGUGAGGGCACAACAGCCGGCUCCGCCGGCAGGUGCAGAUGAGGAGCAUACCAUCAUGUCGACUUUCGAGCCUGGAAGACCGACGCAGCCGGUUGGGAAGAGCAGCUUGCGGUACCACUCGCGGCCGUUGACCCUCACCACCGAGAUGCUCCGACUUGCAUUCGCACCGGAGGCCACCAGCGCGACUGAUGCAUGGCCUAUCAGUGUUGAGGUCGUUCAAGACGCAUACCACCAGCUCCUUCUCAUCCACCCCGCCCUCCCGGCCCUCUCGCCCCCGACGGCCACCGCAUCCAUCUCUGAGCGACUCUUACAACGCCUCAUGUGGUACGUGUGCGGCCUGCACACACCGUCCUUUCCGACCUCGACCCUUCAGACGCUCGCCGAGGACAUACCGCGACUCCGCGACGACGUCCUCCGGCGACUCCCCACGUCCCUCGACACGGUCCUCGCCCUGCAGCUGUUUGGCAUCUUCGUUCCCCUUGGUGUACUGCCAGGGCAGGCUGUGAUCGAAGCGAGGUCGGUCGGCAAGAACGACAUGGUCCAUGUCGCUGCGUCGCAUGUCCUUCGUCGUCUUCAGGCAGCGGACACUCCGAGCGUGACUGCCUACAACCUCGCGUGGACCGCCCUCCUCGACACGAAGCUACGCAUAUCAACUGAGCUUGACUCUGAUAGGCCAGCGGCACCAGAUGACCUCGGGACUGCCAUCACAUCCGCCCGCAACCUGGUCUCCGUGCCCGGUCAGGCAUGGGCUGCCCAUCUCGCAUCCGAUGACGCGACGUCGCGGGCACGAGCAGUGGGUCAGCUUGCCCUGUGCGACCGCAUCAUCCGCGACGGCCAGGUCCUGCAAACCAUGCAGGCAAUGUACUCGGCGAUCGACCAGAUGGCCCACGGCACCAUCACACCAUCCAAUGUGGUGGCGAUCGGUGCCCAGCAGCUGUCAGGGGCAACAGAGGCUCGGGAGGCGACCGAGGACCUUCUCAACACAUCACUGAGCAUGUACUCUCUCGACCCGACAGAUCCGCUUGUUCGGCCAUGGCUGACGUGCCGUGCGAUCCACUCCGCCCACCGUGAUGGCAAGAUUCAGCGAACGGCACUGCGCCUGCUCAUGGCGACGCACUACCUUCCUCGGGACACCUCGGUCGAGAACGCCGAGCGCGUUCGCCAAGCACUGCAAAGGUCCUACCACACGCCCGAUGUGCUUGCCUUCUUUACCGCAGACCCCAGCCCUGCCGGCUUCGACCUCAUCCCGUCUCUCUCGACAUCUCGCAUGGCGUCGCUCGAGGCCAUCCUUGGCUCUUUCCAGCGUCUUCUCCCAACCGACCUGCAACCCUGGCACGAGCUGUGGGCCAUGGCGGUAGACGGCACGAGCGUGUUCAAGGAAAUGCAGGCCGGGUCGAUCAUGCUCGUCGGGCCCAUGAACGGCGAGAAGGGUGAACGCGCACUGCGACAGAAGAGUCGGAUCCACGAGUGGGGCGGUGCCAAGGCCGGACUGCUCGCCGUCGCGGACAUCCUACUCCAAGGCGAGGCCGGCGUGGUGCCCGUUCCCCCUGGAGCCAAGACCAUCGGGACAAUGUGUGACAAGCUGGUCCGCAGCAUGAUCAAGGUCAUGGAUGAACGUCAGUUCGACGACGACCCCAGUGGUCGCCAGGGCCUCCACGUCGAGCACCCGCGACUCCUCGGCGGCAAGUGA
Messenger RNA from Vanrija pseudolonga, 2063 nucleotides. RefSeq lists its product as uncharacterized. The record is from RefSeq and is a predicted model, not a curated record. Gene Ontology annotation, biological process: regulation of DNA-templated transcription. Gene Ontology annotation, molecular function: zinc ion binding; DNA-binding transcription factor activity, RNA polymerase II-specific. The transcript is spliced from 4 exons. NCBI's taxonomy places the organism in Eukaryota, Fungi, Basidiomycota, Tremellomycetes, Trichosporonales, Trichosporonaceae. Bases 66 to 2063 code for a protein of 665 amino acids.